Astyanax mexicanus (Mexican tetra) is the source of this 3152-nucleotide messenger RNA. It is a transcript of the gene angptl1a, whose product is annotated as angiopoietin-like 1a. Gene Ontology annotation, biological process: cell surface receptor protein tyrosine kinase signaling pathway. The coding region runs from base 479 to 1927 and encodes 482 amino acids. Lineage: Eukaryota; Metazoa; Chordata; Actinopteri; Characiformes; Acestrorhamphidae. The transcript has 5 exons. The record is from RefSeq and is a predicted model, not a curated record.
AAUCCUUUGUGAAAAGGCAGAGGCAGCGUCCGAGGGCGGCUCAGUCUCCAGAAGGCAGCAGCUGGGAGUUGCAGAGCGAUGCCGCGGCUCCAGAGCUGCUGAAGUCAGAGACGAGCUCACCGCUGGAUCUCUGGAAGCAGGGGGGUGGGAAGAGCAGGGAAGGGGAUCCAGCCUGGAGCUGCUCAAGAGAGGAGGCCUCAAACGUGGGACAUGAGAGUCAAGCACGGCCCUGAGGACUUCCACACAACUUCCAACUGCAGACAACAGCCGAGUCCACAGAACUGAUUCAGCUCAGUGUGUUCAAUCAUACAAAUAGACAACAAAGCAAACAUACAAACAGCCUUGGGGGGAAAAAGAAAGGGGGAUUUUUCGUCACCUCUCCAUCUGGCCACACAAAGACAGACUAGAGAGGGAAAGGGCAUCUCAGAGGAAGAGAAGGAGGCAGGAGGUGGUGACGGAGAAGAAAAGCACAACAGUCAUGAGAGCACCAGCGUGGAACGCUGGCAUCCUGCUGUGCCUGUCCUUCGUUGCCCUCAGCAACUGCCGCUCAGGCAACGCAGCACUGUUUUCAUCGCGGCGGCGCAGGGCAGCCCCGGAUGAUGCGAAAAGAUGCUCGUACACUUUCCUGGUCCCGCAGCAGAGAAUCACAGGCCCCAUCUGCGCCUCGGCCACGGGACCCGAGCCAGACAAGGACAGGGUGACCCGCAUGGACAUUUCAGACCUGAAGGAGAUACUGUCCAAGCAGCGGCGCGAGAUCGAGAUGCUGCAGCUCGUGGCCGAUGUGGACGGCAACCUGGUAAACGAGAUGAAGCUGCUGCGCAAGGAGUCCCGCAACAUGAACUCUCGAGUCACGCAGCUCUACAUGCAGCUCCUGCACGAGAUCAUCCGCAAGAGGGACAACUCGCUGGAGCUGGUGCAGCUGGAGAACCGCGUGCUGAACGUCACCUCCGAGAUGCUGCGUCUGGCCUCCCGCUACAAGGAGAUAGAGAUGCGCUUUGCAAACCUGGCCUCCACCGUCAACAACCAGUCGGUGCUGAUAGCCGCGCUGGAGGAGCGCUGCAUGCGCAGCUUCAGCCGCCAAGACCUGCCUGUCGUGCCGCCGCUGGUGCAGGUAGUGCCCGAGACCAUCCCGGCCAACAGCAACCGCUUCACCAACGAGAUCCACAGGGAACAUAAUAACCGGGCAUUUCCACGCGGCUCACGCAUGGAUACUCUGCCCACAGCCGACCCGCUGGGCGUCCCGCUGCCACCCCAGGGCACGCUGACCACAGACGGACCUUUCCGAGACUGUUUUCAGGUGCGGCAGGCUGGACACAGCACCAGUGGGAUGUAUCUCCUGAAGGCAGAGGGCGGUGAUAGGCUGAUUCAGGCUUGGUGUGAGCACGGACUGGACAACGGAGGCUGGACGGUCUUUCAGAGGAGGAAAGAUGGCUCCGUUAAUUUCUUCAGGAACUGGGAGAACUAUAAGAAAGGCUUUGGGAAUAUAGACAGUGAGUACUGGCUGGGGCUGGAGAAUAUCUAUGCCUUGGCUAAGCAGGCAGACUACAGGCUGCUGGUGGAGCUGGAGGACUGGGCAGGGAAGAAAGUCUACGCUGAGUACAGCAGUUUCCGGCUAGAGCCGGAGAGCGAGGGCUACCGCAUUAGACUGGGCACCUACCAGGGUAAUGCCGGAGACUCGCUAACCAGUCACAACGGCAAGCCCUUCACCACGCUGGACCGUGACAAGGACGCCUUCACAGGUAACUGCGCUCACUUCCACAAAGGUGGCUGGUGGUACAACGCAUGUGGGCAGACCAACCUGAAUGGCGUUUGGUACACAGGGGGCGUGUACCGCAGCAAGUUCCAGGAUGGGAUCUUCUGGGCUGAUUACGGAGGCGGCUUUUAUUCACUCAAGUCUGUCCGCAUGAUGAUCCGACCCAUCGACUAAGACUUGCUCUUUGACUCCUUCUAAACCUCUCUCUCAAAGGUCUCAUCAAACUCCCUCUACUUUACCGCUACUUUACUUUAGCUGUAUAUCAGUAGGUUCCAGCUCUGGUCCUGGAGCAGCAGACUGUCCUGCACAUUUUGCUGUUUUCCCUGCUCUAAAAAACACUCAAAUUUACCUCAGCAGGAGCUUGAAUGCUCUCUCUCUCUUUACCAGUUAAAAUGAUCAUAAAGCCAAGAUGCUUUUGGGAAACUGAGCCCAGAUUGGAUAAAAAGGAUCAGGUGUUUAACUAGAGCAGCAACACAUUGAGGACAAUACCAGUACUCCAGGACCAGGGUUGAGAAGCACUUCUGUAUAUUCAGCACAAACGCCAGCUAUUUUAGAACCGUGCUUUCACCCUAACAAGGACAGAACAUCUAGAAGAAGAACAUCACACACUUUGGGGCAACGGUCAAGCCCUGGCCAGUCAAAAGCUUGGGGACAUCAGCAGUCGACAGGAAAAUGUCAUUUCUUAAAAGACAUUAUCCCAAGUCAGACUGGGAUCAAUUGCUCUAUACUUCUUCUAUCCUUUCCUACACCACUCUUUUCUUUAUUUUAUUCCCAAUCAGUUUUCUUUUCAUACCACUCACACCCCUUCACUUUAUAUACUAUUUCUUAUUUCCCUACAAAGGACUGGAAACAGACUGUGCCAAAGGGCCCAGUGUGCUUUGAUACGUGUUAUUGGUCUGUAAAUAUACUUCAUGUUUUAUGUUUGCCUUGUAUUUUGUGUUAAAGAGUUAAUUUAAAAAAACUCAUAUUACAGAACGGCCCCUAUCCACCCUAUCUGUUAUUUAUCAGUGGUUAUUUAUAAUAGUUAUGCCUUUGAUUUGUUUAGCCCUGUUUAUAAAUGUACUGUGCACCUUCGCACAAUGUGCACACGUUCAGUAUGCAUGUAUGUGUCAAUUGUGGAAGCCUCCAACUCGUGCGUACAUGAAAAGAAAAGAAAACGGUGCAAAGUCAGCAAAUCUGGCAACCCUGGAGCUGGCAGCAGGCUGUACGUGAGCACAGACGGACGCACGUCGCACACGCAAACUCAUGUAGACAUAUACGCUCCAAACACACAGGCACCCUGUACACACCUCUGAAAUCUGAGGUGUUCUGCUGACAGGAGGUGGAAUCAGUUACCAGCUCAUGCCAAAUAACAUUCCAUUUCAAACAAAAAUAAAAACUAUUUUUAAGUAAAAAAAAA